AUGCAUAAUUCAGCGCGGCAGUUUCCUACGAUCAAAGCCAUUCGAUCCUACGUCAUUGGCGGCGUUGGUUCUGGUGGUGAUUACCACAACGUCAAAGGCGGCCACUGGCUGAUCGAUAGCGACAUUUCUACGCCAUGCUCACAAUGGUCUCAGUAUCGCAAAUCGCGAACCAGCUGGGGCAUCAACGUCCUCGGGUCAUUCUUGGUCGAGAUUGAAGCGUCUGAUGGAACUGUUGGUUUUGCAACUGGAUUCGGCGGCCCUCCUGCUUGCUGGCUGGUUCAUCAGCAUUUUGAGCGAUUCUUAGUUGGGGCUGAUCCACGAAAUACGAACCUGCUCUUUGAGCAAAUGUAUCGUGCUUCCAUGUUCUAUGGCCGCAAGGGACUCCCUAUUGCUGUUAUUUCUGUCAUUGAUCUUGCACUCUGGGAUCUGUUAGGCAAGGUCAGGAACGAGCCUGUCUAUCGAUUAAUUGGUGGAGCUACCAAGGAACGCCUCAAUUUCUACUGCACAGGACCUGAGCCAACAGCGGCUAGAGAUAUGGGGUUUUGGGGUGCCAAAGUACCUCUCCCCUUUUGUCCAGAGGAAGGCCACGAGGGGCUGCGUAAGAAUGUGGAGUUUUUGCGCAAACAUCGUGAGUCGGUUGGGCCAGAUUUCCCCAUCAUGGUUGACUGUUAUAUGAGCCUCAACGUGUCAUACACCAUUGAGCUAGUCAAGGCGUGUUCUGAAUUCAACAUCAACUGGUGGGAAGAGUGUUUGUCUCCCGAUGACACUGAUGGCUUUGAGCAAAUCAAGCGCGCACAUCCGACCGUCAAAUUCACGACGGGUGAACACGAAUACUCUCGCUACGGAUUCCGCAAACUCAUAGAAGGUCGCAACCUUGACAUCAUUCAACCCGAUGUCAUGUGGCUGGGCGGCAUGACGGAGCUGCUGAGAGUUUCAGCCAUGGCUGCAGCAUACGAUAUUCCCGUGGUUCCGCAUGCCAGUGGCCCAUACAGCUACCACUUUGUCAUUUCGCAACCAAACACUCCAUUCCAAGAAUACCUCGCCAACUCUCCUGAUGGCAAGAGCGUGCUACCGGUCUUUGGUGACCUAUUCAUAGAUGAGCCCAUUCCCACUAAAGGCUAUCUUCUGACGAGCGAUCUGGAUAAGCCUGGGUUUGGUUUGACAAUCAACCCUGCCGCACGCUCUAAACUGAUUCCCUCAAAUUAUCUUCUUAGCCCUCCGCCUGUGCAGCAGCCCACCUUGGCGGCUACAAACGGUGAGGACAAGGACAAACUAGCCAAUGGCAAUGGCAACCAUGCAGCAACAGCAUGA
Trichoderma asperellum CBS 433.97 is the source of this 1311-nucleotide messenger RNA. RefSeq lists its product as uncharacterized. Gene Ontology annotation, biological process: carbohydrate catabolic process. The record is from RefSeq and is a predicted model, not a curated record. Lineage: Eukaryota; Fungi; Ascomycota; Sordariomycetes; Hypocreales; Hypocreaceae. Gene Ontology annotation, molecular function: L-rhamnonate dehydratase activity; magnesium ion binding.